UUGAAAACGAAAGUAGAACCGGAAGUGCUGAUUAUAGCGGGAAAUAAAAAUGGCGACAGAUGCACUUUAUCUUGAAAAUUUAGAGGAAUAUGUCAAUGACGAAAACAAAAUUGUGACGUACCGAUGGUUCAGUACCAACUUGAAAGUCCAUGUCAACCAGGCCAAGCAAAUGCUGUAUGCAUUUGUUCAGGACCAGAGGAACAACCAUGAUAAUGACAGUUUGUCCGUGACCUACUUUGUUGCUGGACUGACCAAACCAGUGGACGGUCAUCAGACCGUCAAAUGUACAGUAGUGAAGGAAGAGGACCUGGAGGCCUAUCGUAGUACACUGGCAGUCGUCACAAGCUCCCACAUAUACAGUGUACAAAAGGCUAAACUCAAGGAUUCAAGCUCCCUGUACACAGCCGAGUAUGACGCUAUCAAGGAAUCCGGCAAAUACACAUCUAUCAAAUUUAACAAGGCCAAACUAAGGUCUGGUGCAGAAAUAGAGGCACUACGGAAGACAACUGUCCCAGCAGAGAAUAACAAGCAGACUAAGACAAAUGGAACAGCUGUCACGAAUGGGCAAAGCAAACCAGCUGCGAAGUCGCAGCAGAAAGCAGGCAUUGCGGGAAUGUUUGCCAAGGCAGCCAAGAAGUCGGAGGAUAAAAAGGAAGAGCCAAAACAGGAAGUUCAGGAGAGCAAACCCAACAAGAGCACUGCAGCAGCAAAGAAGGGAGGAAUGAUGGCCUUUUUUUCAAAACAAACAGAUAAAAAACCAGAACAAACGACUAAGGAGGCCCCCAAACAGGAGACAAAAACAGUCGUCAAAACAGAAGUAAAGGAUGAUCCAUCGCCCCCGAAGAAAAAAGUUCAACCUAAGAAAGCUACAAAGAAAACUCAAAGAAAACCUGAUUCAGAUGAUGAGUCUGAAAACAAAAAGAAACGCCGAAGAAUUAAGCAGGACUUGUUUGAUAGCAGCAGCGAUGAAGAGGAGGUCGAGAUAGAGGAUGACAGUCCCGCCCCUAGUCCCAUACGAGAACCCGUAACUGUGUUGGCCUCCGACUCCGAGGAGGAAAUGGAAGUCGCAGAACCAAGUCCAAAGAAACGCUCCCCACAAAAACAGUCGCCAGAGAAACGAGAGACAGGAGAAAGGAGGAGAAAACGGCGGCGGCGACAGGUGCCCAAAACAUUUAUGGAUGAGGACGGGUAUAUGGUGACGGAGAAAGUCUGGGAAAGUGAAUCGACGGAUGCUUCUGAUGUUGAGCCAACAGUCCCUAAAGAAACACCUAAACCUACGCAGAAAAAGUCUCCACAAAAAUCACCUCAGAAGAAAUCUCCACCAACUGGCAACACAAAACAGAAAACCAUGAUGUCCUUCUUCAAGAAAAAAUAGCAGAUGUCUGUGAUCUGUUAAGGAUAUGAAGCAGCUCAUUGACGAUAUACGUUAUAUUUCUUGAUAAAUCUUCUUGCUGACGCAGUUAUUUAACGCCCAGGAUGGUCACUUUAGAAUACUCAGCCAACUUGUCUGAACACAGUACUAGAUGUCUAGGUUUUGGUGAAAAUAGUAAAAGUUGAAUUUCAGGAAUAUAUAAAUGUUGAAGUAUAAUGAUUGUUACGGGUAGUUUUCCCAAUAUCAUGGAUAUCGUGAUAAAAAUUACAAAGAUGAAUGUUGGCUUUUUAAGGUUAGAAGUUUAAUAAGUGCUAAAAAAUAUCUGAAAUAGGUCAGAAUUCAGUUUUAGUAAAUAAUAGCGAAAUUCUGCCAACAACUACAAGUUUUGUGUCAAUAAUUGAACAGUUGUUGUUAAACUGUGAUAGGAUGUAGCCAUAACUAAUGAAAUGUUCUGUGAUAUAGAACAAUAUGGUUUGUACUAAAGUCCUGUACUCAUUAAAAUAUGUUGACAAAUA
Molecule: messenger RNA, 1887 nt
Organism: Pecten maximus
Lineage: Eukaryota; Metazoa; Mollusca; Bivalvia; Pectinida; Pectinidae
Product: DNA polymerase delta subunit 3-like
Exons: 14
Coding region: 50-1375 (441 amino acids)
Biological process (GO): nucleotide-excision repair, DNA gap filling; DNA replication; DNA strand elongation involved in DNA replication
Cellular component (GO): nucleus; delta DNA polymerase complex
Molecular function (GO): DNA-directed DNA polymerase activity
Source: RefSeq, a predicted model, not a curated record